UUUUUUAAUGGUGUUUCUUGCGUCUUCGAAUCUCCUGUGACCGUUUGUAGAAUAAUUUUUCCACAAAUUACUGUGAAUUAGGACACAUUAUAUGUGAAAAUGUUUUCCACAAGUACACAGAAAAAGUUUUGGACAUUUAGUGAUGAGAUCGAGUUAGCACGCCUUCGUGAAAAACACAACUUAGAAUUCAUUGGAAGACACGGUGUUCAAGUUGACGAAUACCAAAAGUACAACUUGUUCCUGUCACCUGAAGAAGAAAGACUUCUGUUGCGACAAUAUGAACUACAUUUGAAAGAAUUUUGCAAAAGAUUCAGCCCUCCUAUGCCAAAAGGUGUCAUCGGUACUGCUUUUCAUUAUUUCAAGCGAUUUUACUUAUACAACUCGUCAAUGGAUUACCAUCCGAAAGAAAUCCUUGCUACCUGUGUUUACUUAGCAUGUAAAGUGGAAGAAUUCAAUGUAUCCAUCAGUCAAUUUGUAGCAAACAUCAGAGGAGACAGAGAAAAAGCAUCUGACAUUAUACUAAAUAAUGAACUACUGUUGAUGCAACAAUUGAACUAUCAUCUAACAAUUCAUAACCCAUUCAGACCUGUAGAAGGCUUCCUGAUUGAUAUAAAGACUCGAUGCUCACUUGCUAACCCAGAGCGUCUUAGGGGAGGCAUAGAUGAGUUCCUGGAAAAAGUCUUUUUGACUGAUGCAUGCCUUUUAUAUGCACCAUCACAGAUUGCAUUAGCUGCAGUGUUGCAUGCUGCUAGCAAGGAACAGGAAAACCUAGACAGUUAUGUCACUGACAUGUUAUUCCGAGAAUCUGGUCCAGACAAACUAGCAAUACUAAUUGAGGCUGUUCGUAAGAUUCGCUCAAUGGUGAAAAUGGUGGAAAGUCCAGCUCGAGAACGUGUGAGGGUUAUUGAGAAGAAGCUAGAUAGAUGUCGCAAUCAGGAAAAUAAUCCCGACAGUGAGAUAUAUAAGCGACGCAUGAGAGAACUUUUAGAUGAAGAUGAUGUGCCUAUGACUGGAGCUAGCCGGAUGUCUUUAGACACAAGCGGAGUCAAUCAAGUUCUAUCACCCUCUGCUUCUUGAAUUUGACUUAUUAAUUUAAUUUAGAUUUAAUAUUAAAUGACAUAAUU
This is a messenger RNA of Hyposmocoma kahamanoa, 1124 nucleotides long. RefSeq names its product cyclin-H (gene CycH). Lineage: Eukaryota; Metazoa; Arthropoda; Insecta; Lepidoptera; Cosmopterigidae. Gene Ontology annotation, molecular function: cyclin-dependent protein serine/threonine kinase regulator activity. The record is from RefSeq and is a predicted model, not a curated record. The transcript has a single exon. Gene Ontology annotation, biological process: regulation of cyclin-dependent protein serine/threonine kinase activity; DNA-templated transcription; regulation of transcription by RNA polymerase II. The coding region runs from base 100 to 1077 and encodes 325 amino acids. Gene Ontology annotation, cellular component: transcription factor TFIIK complex; nucleus.